Messenger RNA from Vicia villosa (hairy vetch), 1076 nucleotides. Its product is annotated as pectinesterase inhibitor 3. Gene Ontology annotation, biological process: negative regulation of catalytic activity. The record is from RefSeq and is a predicted model, not a curated record. NCBI's taxonomy places the organism in Eukaryota, Viridiplantae, Streptophyta, Magnoliopsida, Fabales, Fabaceae. The transcript has a single exon. Bases 122 to 679 code for a protein of 185 amino acids. Gene Ontology annotation, molecular function: enzyme inhibitor activity.
UAUUGCACAAAAAUAUUCACUCACUUCCCACUGCACAAAACCCUGCCACCACCAUUCAUUCACUGCCAACACAACUUCAGUAUCAACCAUUUCUCUUUUCUUUUCAGAUCUAACACAAAAAAUGCAAACUCAUCUCACACUCACUCCUCUCUUCCUCUACUUCAUCUUAUCUCUCUCCACCUCCAUCUUAGCCCAUGACCAAUCCCAACCCCAAGAUCUAGUCCGUUCCUCCUGCCUUCACGCCAGAUACCCAAAGCUAUGUCUCCGAACACUCUCCACCUACACCGGCCCCGCCAAAAGUCCACUAGACAUAGCCCAGGCUGCACUCCGGGUAAGCCUAGCCCACGCCAAGAGAGUCUCCAAAUAUAUAGGAUCCUCCAAUGUCGGAUCCCACAGCAGCAGUAGCUUGAGUAAGCGUCAGCAGGCUGAUCUCAGUGACUGCAAAGAGCAGAUAGCUGAUUCUGUUGAUGAACUCCGGAAGAGCUUGGGGGAGUUGCAGCAUAUGCGACCGGAGACGUUCCGGUGGCAGAUGAGCAAUGCUUUGACGUGGGUGAGCGCUGCUCUCACUGAUGGGGAUACUUGUCUUGAUGGGAAUGUGAUGCCGGAUGUGAAGAAGAGGGUUACUGAUCUUGCGAGAGUGACGAGUAAUGCUCUUUACAUGAUUAACCGUGUUGGAUGAAGUGGGAGCUGGAAGGUCAUGGGUCGUUCGAGAUCUAGAAAGUGAGGUUGUUGUUGGUGUUAUCGUGUGUACGGAAGUGAAAGAUAGUAACGUUGAACUGUUUGGUUUUUUUUUGUUUUUUGUUUUGUUUGUAGAACGUGUUAGUGUGAAUGAUUGUUGUAAUUGAUAAGUGAUGUUUGUUUUUGUUUUACUAAGAUAAAUAGUGUUUGUGGUUAAGGUGUUUGUUUUGUUUAAUGAUGUUUAUGGUGCUAAAAUGUUUGAUGUUAAUCGAAUGUUGGGGAAGUGAAAUGGAUGGCAUGAUGGGAGAUAGGGUAGGGGAAUGUAUGUGACCAUGUGAUGAAAGUGAUUAUGAAUUAUUGUUAAUGAAUAAGGAAAUGUGUUUGGGAUGUUUUUCGUA